This is a messenger RNA of Brachypodium distachyon (stiff brome), 2903 nucleotides long. Its product is annotated as pre-mRNA-splicing factor CWC22 homolog. The record is from RefSeq and is a predicted model, not a curated record. The transcript has 8 exons. Gene Ontology annotation, molecular function: RNA binding; protein binding. The coding region runs from base 51 to 2360 and encodes 769 amino acids. Lineage: Eukaryota; Viridiplantae; Streptophyta; Magnoliopsida; Poales; Poaceae. Gene Ontology annotation, biological process: mRNA splicing, via spliceosome. Gene Ontology annotation, cellular component: catalytic step 2 spliceosome.
AUCAAAUCGACCCUCUAGCUCACAGAACCCACAAACCCCCUCCUCGCCCGAUGGCCGCCUCCGCCUCGCCCGCCGCCUCCCCGCCCAGCCGCCGCAGGCGCCGCGACGAUUCUCCACGCCGCGGCGACCAUCGCAAGCCCCGUGGGUCCCCACCACCUUCCCCCUCCCCCGACCGCGAUGCGGAGCGCCGCCGCAGAUCUAGGGCUUCCCCGUCCGACCGCGACCGCCCCCGCCGCGACUCCAAGCCCUCCGAAGACAACGGAAUCGCGAAGCCUAGCGAGGUCGACGACCUCCCUCCCCGGCGCGCUAGGGUUCCCAACGGGGAAGAGGAAGAAGACCGCCGGACGAGGCGCUCUAGGGCUUCCGACGACGAGAAGGAGGACGAGCGCCGGCGGAGGCGCUCUAGGGCUUCUGAAGACGAGAGGGAUGACCACCGCGGCAAGCGCGACCGCGCUCGGCAUCGGGACAGCAGACGCCACCACCGGCGCCGGAGCCCCAGCUCCGAAUUGACAUCCUCCCCUGAUGACCGCCGCAGCCGUCACCGCCGUCAUGAGAGCUCAAGGCGGCGGGUUGAAGACCACGACCGCGAGGAGCGCCGGAGUAGCCCUGUGAGGAAGGAGCCGACGCCACCUCUGCCACCACCGCCGCCACUACCAGAGAUGAUCCCUGGGCGCACGGGAGGGAUCUACAUCCCGCCUUUCCGCAUGGCACAGAUGUUGCGAGAUGUGGAGGACAAGUCGAGCCCCGAGUAUCAGAGGCUCACUUGGGACGCUCUGAAGAAGAGCAUCAACGGGCUGGUUAAUAAGGUGAACGCCACUAAUAUCAAGAAUUUAGUGCCGGAGCUAUUAGCUGAGAACCUGGUUCGUGGGCGGGGGCUCUUCUGCCAGUCGUGCAUCAAGUCACAGAUGGCAUCGCCUGGGUUCACGGAUGUGUUUGCGGCGCUUGUUGCGGUGGUCAAUACCAAGUUCCCUGAGAUCGGCCGGUUGCUUCUUGUCCGUGUUAUGCUCCAGCUCAAGAGGGCAUAUAAGAGAAAUGACAAGCCCCAAUUGCUUGCAGCAACGAAGUUCGUAGCACACUUGGUUAAUCAGGUGGUUGUGCACGAGGUUGUGGCUUUGGAGCUUCUUACUGUGCUUCUCGCCGAUCCAACGGACGACAGUGUGGAGGUGGCAGUGGGGUUUGUGAAGGAAUGUGGAGCAAUACUGCAGGACUUGACUCCUCAAGGGCUUCAUGCUAUGUUUGAAAGGUUUCGAGGCAUUCUUCAUGAAGGUGAAAUAGACAAGCGUGUGCAGUUUCUCAUUGAAGGCCUUUUUGCUAUUAGAAAGGCUAAAUUUCAGGGUUUCCCAGCCAUUCGCCCAGAACUGGAUCUUGUGGAGCAGGAGGACCAAUGCACUCAUGAUAUAUCCCUUGAAACUGAGCUAGACCCUGAGACUAACCUAAAUGUUUUCAGAUUAAACCCGAACUUCGCUGAAGAUGAGAAGGCCUAUGAGAACCUUAAGAAAAGUAUCCUGGGAGAUGAAAUGGAUGAAGAUGAAGAAGGUUCUGAUGAUGCUUCCGAUGACGAGGACGAAGAAGAAUCUGAUGAUGAAGAGGAUGAAGAACAGAUGGAGAUAAGGGACAAAACAGAGACCAACCUUAUCAACCUUCGAAGAACCAUAUACUUAACAAUCAUGUCCAGUGUUGAUUUUGAGGAAGCUGGUCACAAGCUUUUAAAAAUUAAACUCGAGCCUGGUCAAGAGAUGGAACUCAACAUCAUGCUUCUUGAGUGUUGCAGUCAAGAGAGAACUUACCUUCGAUAUUAUGGUUUGCUUGGGCAACGAUUUUGCAUGAUCAAUAAAGUUUUUCAAGAAAACUUUGAAAAAUGUUUUGUGCAACAGUAUUCGAUGAUUCAUCGUUUGGAAACAAAUAAGUUGAGGAAUGUUGCCAAGUUCUUUGCGCAUUUGUUAGGGACUGAUGCGCUUCCUUGGCAUGUUUUGGCUUACAUCCGGUUGACUGAGGAAGACACCACAUCUUCUUCUCGAAUUUUUAUAAAGAUUCUUUUCCAGGAAUUGUCAGAGCAUCUAGGUAUACGCUUGCUCAAUGAGAGACUAAAUGAUCCCAACAUGCAAGAUUCCUUCGAAUCUGUCUUUCCAAGGGAUCAUCCCAAGAAUACUAGAUUCUCGAUAAAUUUCUUCACCUCUAUUGGUCUUGGAGGUAUCACAGAGAGCCUGCGGGAGUACCUGAAGAAUAUGCCUCGCCUUAUCAUGCAGCAACAAAAGCCUGCCUUGUCUGAGUCAGAAUCAGAUGGUGAAAGCUCCGGUUUAGGGUCUAGUUCUGAGUCAGAGUCAAGCUCCGAUGAGCGGAGCAAAAGAAGGAAGAAGUAAGAAUGGGGGAAUUAAAUACAACCACACCUGUGUUUCUUACUUGAUGCAACUGUUGGUUGGGUUUGCAUCUUCAGUUUUGUUCAAAAUAGCUGUUUAGCUGGAUUGCUGCGUUAUGCAUGUGUAUUAUCAGAUCUAGCUGUUGAUGCUUGUCGAAUUCCGGAUUCAAUCAUAAUCGGAAAGCUGUGAUGUAAAAAAGUAUUAGCCGAGCGUGCAGCGAUGCACCAGCUGGUUGCCUUCCUAAUUCAAAUGUGGUGUGGCCAGUCAGAGCCUACAAGGAAGAACUUUUAGUUUUGUUUCAUAAACUUUAGAAUGGAGGACCUUCUGUAUCCUGAGGUUACCUUUCGGGACUGUAGGUUUGCUAUAGCAUUAUUUACAAUGAGCCAAAAUGUUGUACGAUGUGUGAGCACAAAAUUGUAUUUUGAAUUUGAGUUUGUACUAUUUUGAGAUCUAAGGGAGGUCCCACAGCGGAGGCCACCUUUUGUAACCAUUUCCUUUUGAGUUUUUUAGCAAACGAUUCGGACGGUGGCAUGACCACCAACCUAA